Molecule: messenger RNA, 876 nt
Organism: Hydra vulgaris (swiftwater hydra)
Lineage: Eukaryota; Metazoa; Cnidaria; Hydrozoa; Anthoathecata; Hydridae
Source: RefSeq, a predicted model, not a curated record
AUGGGGUGCACGGUAACCAAUGCAAAAUGGGUAAAACUUGUUCGACAAAAAAGCUCAUAUGGAAGAAUUAAAAAAAUGAAUGUUGCUGAAGGGGUUUUAACUUUGAAAGAAAUUCUAAAGAAUAAAGUUUUAAAAGAAGCUCCCUCAAAAGAAGUUAUCAAAGAACAAAUAGCUAUCAAACAGAAAGAAUUAGCUAAAAGGAAAGAAAUUCUUGAUGCUGCUGAGCAGAAUUGUGCUGCUGAUAAUGACGAUGAAGAAUAUUCAAAAGACCUCGAAGUACUCAAGCAAUUGCGAGUGGAAGAAGAUGAAAUCGCUUUGAAAGAAUUACAAGCAAGAAAAGAAUCAAUAAAAAAGAAGAUUGCAAAAAGAAAAGCGAUUCUUGGUGGGGCCGAGAAGAUGUUGGUUGCGGAUGUUGCAGAACCUUCAAAAGAUAUUGAAAUAAAAAAUUUAACUCGCCAAGAUUUUCAUGAAUAUCGGCUGGCUCACCCCGGGCCCAAAUCGAAGGCCGCUUACAGAGUAUGGGCACAAAAUGGGGCAGACCGGCCUGAUUUUAAGCCUUACUCGCGUCGUGGACGCGGUCGAGGUCGUGGUGGAAGCACCGUCGUAAACCACUUUAAAUACUCUUUUUAGGUGUAUUUAAAGUGGUUGUAUAUAUUUUCUUUAUUUUCUCUAUUUUGUUAUUGUUUGUAUAUAUUUGUUAUAUUUAGUAUAUAUUGGAAUAUUUAUUUAAGAAAGUAUUUCAGUUUUUAAAUUCGCUUUUUUCUACAACCGUGAUACAUAUUUUAGUAUUAAAGAAUCUAAACAGCUUAAAUUUUUGUUAUUGUUUGUAUAUAUUUGUUACAUUUAGUAUAUAUUGGAGUAUUUAUUUAAGAAAAU